Messenger RNA from Anguilla anguilla (European eel), 2039 nucleotides. It is a transcript of the gene mchr2b, whose product is annotated as melanin-concentrating hormone receptor 1. Lineage: Eukaryota; Metazoa; Chordata; Actinopteri; Anguilliformes; Anguillidae. Bases 298 to 1353 code for a protein of 351 amino acids. The record is from RefSeq and is a predicted model, not a curated record. Gene Ontology annotation, biological process: neuropeptide signaling pathway. The transcript is spliced from 2 exons. Gene Ontology annotation, molecular function: neuropeptide binding; G protein-coupled receptor activity. Gene Ontology annotation, cellular component: neuron projection; membrane.
GCAUAUGCGGCUUUAUUGCUUUUUGGUGCGCGCGGAUCAAAGUUAACUCCUCAGGAGGCAUUCACGGCAUCUGACCCUACACUGCAAGGAGCCGCAAUCCCUGAACGUCUUCGGCUUUGUACCUGAGUGGCCGAAUCUGUCCGGGGCUUUCAAAGAGUUGUGUGCUCAGAUUAUUUACAUAAUCGCCAAGGAUAUGAUCCGUGUUUAUUCUGGCAGCUGCCCGCCGAAUUUAACAUAAUAUAGGCUAUACAUAAUUUGUUAAACAAUAACUUGGAACUUUUGCUUGAAGAAGUGAAGAUGAACAGCACAGCGGACUUCGUCUGCAAGUACGAAGAACUUGGCGACUCGAACAGAACCUCGUGUACGAACAUAAGUGAAUCGCCUUACAGUGUUAUCGAUGUGGCGUCUUUUAUGCACGUUUUCCCGUCCGUGUACGGUAUUCUAUGCACCAUAGGUGUAAUUGCCAACGGUUUAGUGAUUUACGCUGUGGCGACUUGUAAGAAAAAAAUGGUGUCGGACAUCUACGUGCUGAAUUUGGCAAUCGCCGAUAUGCUCUUCUUGUUGGUGAUGCCUUUUACAAUCCACCAACUGGUCAGGGACCAACAGUGGGUGUUUGGGAACUUAAUGUGCAAGGCGGUGAUGGUUGUAGAUGUCAGCAAUCAGUUCACAACCGUGGGAAUUGUAACUGUUUUAUGUAUAGACAGGUACGUCGCCAUCGUCCACCCGACCUCAGAAAGGAGGACCAUCCGGUGGACCAUGGUGAUCAACGGCAUGGUGUGGGUGACCAGCUUCCUGCUGACGGUGCCGGUGAUGCUGUACACGCACACGGUGCGGAAGAAGCAGGUGGAGAUGUGCAUCGUGGACCUGCCUCACGGGCCCAAAGACAUGUACUGGUACACGCUCUACCAGUCCACCAUUGGCUUCAUCAUCCCCCUGGUCAUCAUCAGCACGUUCUACUCCCUCACCCUCUACCACAUCUUCCGCUCCAUGCGGAGGGUCAAACGCAGGCAGUCCGUCUGGGCCAAGCGCGCCACCAAGACGGUGGUGAUGGUCAUCGCCAUCUUCCUGGUGUGCUGGUCGCCUUACCACGUGAUCCAGGUGAUCAACCUGAGCAUCCAGUCUCCCACCAACUCCUUCAUCUACGCCUACAACGUCAGCAUCUGCCUGAGCUACUCGCACAGCUGCAUCAAUCCGCUCAUGCUGCUCAUCUUCGCGCAGAAUUACCGCGAGCGCAUCUGCCGGGGGAGGGACAUGCGGGGAGGCAAGCAGAGCUCAUCCAAGGGCACCACGGUGAAGGCCGACCAGAGCUCGGCGGUCACCGCGGAGACCAGCUACCGCUGUACGCUGGUCUAGCCAUCCGCCGCUGUGCCGCCAGCCAGUCAUAACCCUUACUCUCUCGCAGUCUGCCAAAACAGGACCCUUACUCCAUCGUAGUCAGCCAUAACAGGAUUAUUACUCCAUUACAACCAAAACAGGAUCCUCACUCACAGUCAGGAAAAACAAGACUCUUACAAUCUCACAAUCAACUAAAACAGGACCCGGUCACCCUCACAGCCAGCCAAAAAGUACCCUUCUCAUCAGCUGAAACAGUCCCCUUACCCCAUCAACACCACCCAAAACAGUCCCCUUACCCCAUCAACACCACCCAAAACAGGACCCUUACCACUAGCUGAAGCAUUGAGUGCACACCCAGCCAAAACAGCAGAGUAGGAUGUGAUCCAUUGUGGUGGUGUUUUGUUGUUAGCUAUAUAUGUCCAUUAUUCAUUAUCCCAAAAGCCAUGUAUGUCCUUACCUCCUUUUUGCCAGCCAAAGGAGUUCUCUUACCGCUACCGUAAGUGGAAUCUGUAACCUUUCCCCCAACUGAAAAUAUUGCUUCUGUCUAAACAAAGCAGUAACAUUGAUCCCUUAAUUCCCACCUGAAGUGUUUCCUUACCAUCAUUAUGGCAGCUUAAAGGAUGUCCUCUCUGAUAUGAUAUGAUACAUCUACAGCAGUGGUUCUCAACUCGGGCCAGAAAGGGCCGGUGUGGGUGCAGGCUUUU